This is a messenger RNA of Castor canadensis (American beaver), 3212 nucleotides long. Lineage: Eukaryota; Metazoa; Chordata; Mammalia; Rodentia; Castoridae. The record is from RefSeq and is a predicted model, not a curated record.
GACAACAUGUCCCUUUGGUCAUCAAUUCUGACCUGCCUUUUUCUGCUUAUUUCUGGUUCCUGUGAGUUCUUUGCUGAAGCAAAUUAUUUUAGAAGCUAUCCUUGUGAUGAGAAAAGGCAAAAUGUGUCUAUUGUAGCAGAAUGCAACAAUCGUCAACUGCAAGAAGUUCCCCAAACAGUGAGCAAAUAUGUGACAGAACUAGACCUGUCUGAUAAUUUCAUCACACAUAUAACGAAUGAAUCAUUUCAAGAGCUGCAAAACCUUACUAAAAUAAAUCUAAACCACAAUGCCAAUCAACAGCACCAGAAUGAAAAUCCUGGUAUGGAUAAAGAUGGCAUGAAUAUUACAGAUGGAGCCUUCCUCAACCUAAGAAACCUGAAGGAGUUGCUGCUCGAGGACAACCAGUUAUACAAAAUACCCACUGGCUUGCCCAAGUCUUUAAAAGAACUGAGUCUCAUUCAGAACAAUAUAAUUUUGGUAACUAAAAAUAACACUUUGGGACUUUGGAACUUGGAAAGUCUCUAUUUGGGCUGGAAUUGCUAUUUUGUUUGUAAUAAAACCUUGGAAGUAGAAGAUGGCACAUUUGAAAACCUUAAAAACUUGAAGGUGCUAUCACUCUCUUUCAAUACUCUCAUCCACGUGCCACCAAAACUGCCAAGCUCCCUAACAAAACUUUUUCUGAGCAAUACCAAGAUCAAAAACAUCAGUCAAGAAGACUUCAAGGAGUUGAGAAACUUAAGACUGCUAGAUUUAAGUGGAAACUGCCCGAGGUGUUUCAAUGCACCUUUUCCUUGCACGCCUUGUGAAGGUGAUGCUUCAAUUAAUAUACAUCCAAAUGCUUUCCAAAAUCUGGCCCAACUUCUCUACCUAAACCUCUCCAGCACUUCCCUCCGGACGGUUCCGUCCACCUGGUUUGAGAAUAUGAUCUCUCUGAAAGAGCUGCAUCUUGAAUUUAAUUAUUUAGUGCAAGAAAUAGCCUCGGGGGAAUUUUUAACAAAACUGCCCAACUUAGAAAUACUUGAUUUAUCUUUUAACUACAUUAAGACAGAAUAUCCACAAUAUAUUAAUAUUUCCCAAAACUUCUCUACACUUAAGUCUCUCAAGGCAUUGCAUGUAAGAGGUUAUGUGUUCCAAACACUUAAGCAAGAACAUUUCAGGCCCCUCAUGGGUCUGCCACACUUACAGACCAUAAACUUUGGCAUUAACUUUAUUAGUAAAAUUGAUUUUACCCUUUUCCAACAUUUCCGCAACCUGACAGUUAUUUACUUGUCAGAAAACAGAAUAUCACCCUUGGUAAAUGAUGUAGCACAGAUUACUACAAAUGGUUCCUCUUUGCAAAGCCAUGCUCUUAAACCACGCUCAACAGAUGCCAAGUUUGACCCACAUUCAAAUUUUUAUCAUAAAACCAAUCCUUUAAUAAAGCCACAAUGUACUGCUUAUGGAAAGGCCUUAGAUUUGAGUUUAAAUAGUAUUUUCUUUAUAGGGGAAAAACAAUUCGAAGGUUUUCAUGAUAUUGCCUGCUUAAAUCUGUCUUCCAAUGGCAAUGGUCAGGUGUUACAUGGAACUGAAUUUUUAGCUGUGCCUCAUGUCAAAUAUUUGGAUUUGACCAACAAUAGACUAGACUUUGAUGAUAACAAAGCUUUCAAUGAACUGCCCAACUUAGAAGUUCUAGAUCUCAGCUACAAUUCACACUAUUUCGAGAUAGCAGGGGUAACCCAUCGUCUAGGAUUUAUUCAAAAUUUAACACAGCUCAAGGUUUUAAACUUGAGCUACAACAGCAUUUAUACUUUAACAGAGGAGAAUGAACUGAAAAGCAUGUCCCUAAACGAGCUAGUUUUCAGUGGAAACCGCCUGGACCUUUUGUGGAAUGCUGGAGACACCAGAUACUGGCCUAUUUUUAAAUGUCUCAUGAAUCUGACGCAGCUUGACUUAGCUCACAAUAACCUUCAUCACAUUCCAGAUGAAGCUUUCCUUAACUUGCCCCAGAGCCUCGUGAAACUUUAUAUAAAUAAUAAUGUGUUAAAUUCCUUUCACUGGACAUUGCUUCAGAAGUUUCCACAUCUUACCUUGCUUGAUCUAAGUGGAAACAAGCUAUCCUCUGUGGAUAACAGCCUCUCUAGAUUUCCUUCUUCUAUUCAGACACUGCUAUUGAGAAAAAACAGGAUUUCACACCUGCCCGCUGGCUUCUUUUCGGAAGCCAGGAGUCUGGUGCACCUUGAUUUAAGUUUCAACCUGAUAAAGAUGAUCAACAAAUCCACACUGCAGACUAGGACUGCCACCAAUUUAAGUCUUUUGGAACUAAGUGGGAACCCUUUUGACUGUACUUGUGACAUUGGAGACUUCCGAAGGUGGAUGGAUGAACAUCUGAAUGUCACGAUUCCUAGAUUGGUAGAUGUCAUUUGUGCCAGUCCUGGGGAUCAAAGAGGGAAGGGUAUUAUAAGUCUAGAGCUCACAACUUGUGUUUCAGAUACCACUGCAGCAGUGCUAUUUUUCUUCACAUUCUUUGUCACCACCAUGGUUAUGGUGGCUGCCCUGGCUCACCAUUUGUUUUACUGGGAUGUUUGGUUUAUCUAUCACGUGUGUUUAGCUAAGGUGAGAGGCUACAUGUCUGUUUCCACGUCCCAAACUUUCUAUGAUGCUUACAUUUCUUAUGACACCAAAGAUGCCUCUGUUACUGACUGGGUGAUCAAUGAAUUGCGCUACCACCUUGAAGAGAGUGAAGAUAAAAAUGUUCUCCUUUGCUUAGAAGAGAGGGAUUGGGACCCGGGGUUAGCCAUUAUCGAUAACCUCAUGCAGAGUAUAAACCAGAGCAAGAAAACAAUCUUUGUUUUAACCAAAAAAUAUGCAAAGAGCUGGAACUUUAAAACAGCUUUCUACUUGGCCUUGCAGAGGCUAAUGGAUGAGAACACAGAUGUGAUUAUAUUUAUUCUGCUGGAGCCUGUGUUACAGCACUCUCAGUACUUGAAGCUACGACGUCGGAUCUGCAAGAGCUCCAUCCUCCAGUGGCCCGACAACCCCAAGGCAGAAGGCUUGUUUUGGCAAAGUUUGAAAAAUGUGGUCUUAACUGAAAAUGAUUCACGGUAUAACAAUUUGUAUGUUGAUUCCAUUAGGCAAUAAUUACUGAUGGGAGGUCAUGGUUCAACACCAUAAUAAAAAGGCAAAGCAAUGACCAUUCUCACUUAGUGAUCUCUUGCUAUGUAACAAAUUACCCA